GACCAUCUCGACGCAGACAAUCCGUUGUCUCUCUCCUUCCUUUUUCUCUUCUUCUGGUAUUUCAACACGCCUAAGCUUUUGAAUACUUGUUUGAAGCUCUCUUCUAUCUCAAAUUUCAGGCUCUUUUUGGUCAUUGUGUUCAUACCCAAUUCACCGAUCCUCCUAUUGUUUACCUCAUCUUCUCCCGCCAUAAUUUGGUGUUAAUGGCUGGUCGUUUUGAUCCUAAUCCGUUUGACGAUGGUGAUGAAGUUAAUCCCUUCGCUGAUCAAGGAGCUGGCAAGACAAAUUUUAAUGGAGGUUCAUUCUACACGACAAGCGUUCCUUCUGCUCCAAACUCUAGGCUUUCACCUCUUCCUCAUGAACCAGCAGAUUUCUAUAAUCGGAAUGACUCGGUUGACAUUCCUCUUGAUUCUGCUGCGGAUCUGAAGAAGAAAGAGAGGGAGCUUCAAGCUAGGGAAGCUGACCUGAGGAGGAGGGAAGAGAUAGUAAAACGAAAAGAGGAGGCAGCCGCUCGAGCUGGUAUUGUUCUUGAGGAGAAAAAUUGGCCACCAUUUUUCCCUAUCAUUCAUCACGAUAUUCCAAGCGAGAUACCGAUCCAUCUACAAAAAUUGCAGUACGUUGCAUUCACGACCUACUUGGGGUUGGUAUUUUGUCUUUUCUGGAAUAUUAUAGCCACAACGACGGCAUGGAUUAAAGGAGAAGACCCCCAGAUAUGGUUUCUUGCAAUUAUCUACUUCAUAUUAGGGGUUCCACUGGCGUAUGUUUUGUGGUACCGGCCGCUUUAUCGUACUUUUAGGAAAGAAAGUGCAUUGAAGUUUGGUUGGUUCUUCCUAUUUUAUUUGUUGCACAUAGGCUUUGUAAUCUUUGCCGCAGUGGCUCCUCCCGUUGUCUUCAAAGGAAAAUCUCUUGCAGGUAUCCUACCAGCCAUUGAUCUCGUGGGUGAUCAAGCCUUGGUUGGGAUCUUUUACUUCAUUGGGUUCGGGCUAUUUUGUCUUGAGACGCUGCUCAGCAUGUGGGUUAUUCAGCAAGUGUACAUGUAUUUCCGAGGCAGCGGUAGAGCUGCGGAUAUGAGACGUGAUGCUGUUUGAGGUGCAGCAUGAGCGGCAAUAUUUUGAGCGCGUUAUCUAUGAUACGCGUGUGCUCCGGGCCACACGACAUUGUUUAUGCUCAUUCUAAGCUUGUUUUAAUUGGUAAAAAGGUCGUAGGAAGAUGGCAGAAAUUAAACUGGUAGUUUUUUGUGUCUCUCUGUAAAUUUGUUAUAUGAUAUUUUGAUGUAUGCGUUUGUUCAUAAGAGAUGGUAAUCCUUGUUAUUUUUUGAAAUAAAAACACGAUUAUUGAGUUUUACU
This is a messenger RNA of Cynara cardunculus var. scolymus (artichoke), 1346 nucleotides long. Its product is annotated as secretory carrier-associated membrane protein 3-like. Gene Ontology annotation, biological process: protein transport. The record is from RefSeq and is a predicted model, not a curated record. NCBI's taxonomy places the organism in Eukaryota, Viridiplantae, Streptophyta, Magnoliopsida, Asterales, Asteraceae. Bases 204 to 1088 code for a protein of 294 amino acids. Gene Ontology annotation, cellular component: trans-Golgi network membrane; recycling endosome membrane. The transcript is spliced from 13 exons.